CUGCCUGUGUUCCAGCUAUCUCCGAGGCAUGUGGGCUGUGGCGCGCGAACUGUGGUCCCCCUGCGCCGGAUUGCGCGCGCUGUGGGGUGGCAGCCAUAGUGUGCGGCUUCUCUGCCCAGCACGGGGUCUGCGGGGCUCCGCGGCCUCCUAUGGCAACAAAAACUUGCUCAAGAAGUUUGCCUCCAAAAGCAGAAAGAAGUUUUGGUAUGAAGGUCCUUCCCUGGAGUCUCACUUGACUUACAAGCCAUCCAAGUUGGAAUCCCUCCUGAAGGCUACCUCAAAGAAGACCAGGAAGGAAGACCAUGUGCGCUUGAGGGCCCUGAGUGGCCUCCUCUACAAAGCCCUGAUAGAUUUGAUGUCCACACCUGAAGUGAGCCAGGAGGUGUAUGACCUGAAUGUGGAGCUCUCCAAGGUCUCUCUGGCUUCAGACUUCUCAGCCUGCCGCGUGUACUGGAAGACAAGUCUCUCUGCUGACCAGAAUAAGCACACGGAGGCCAUCCUGCAGAGGAGUGCUGCACACAUGAGGCACCUUUUGAUGUCCCAACAGACCCUCAGAAAUGUGCCACCAAUAGUGUUUGUUCAAGACAGAAGAAAUGCACUUCUGGCUGAGGUUGAUCGGUUGCUGGAAAUAGCUGACUUUGGGCCUGUAGAUGAAAUAGGCAACACAGCACAAGCUGAUUUCAGGAACCCUGAUGGCCUGUCACCAUAUGACCCCCCAGGACCUGCCGCAUACUCUCAUCUGUGUGGGAUUGAUCAUGAGGCACUCAACAAACAAAUAAUGGAGUACAAACAGAAGAAUGAGAAAGGACUCCGGGACAUGAACUUGGUGCCACCUGGGCAGGAGCAAAUGGCCAAGCUGCCACAGUGGGUGAGGAGAACAAAGAAGGCUCCACUGCAAAAAGACCAGGACACUUCCCCCAGAAGUUUCCUCUUGGGUGAGGAGAGUGAGGGCAAGAAUGAGGACAGUACCCUGGGGUAUGGAUGUGAAUCCCAGAAAGCAGAGGAAUGGAAGGCAGAGCCUGGAGGUGGUGGGACACAGGGCCCCCAUUCCAGAACAGAGUAAUGGUAGGGGUGAGGCUGCAGGCUGCCUGUGUGGGCCUGCAGGAGAAAAGGGAGUGUUUGUGUGAGGUGUGUGGUCCGUACUGCAGAGGUAGGGGGUGGAGUUGAAGCUCUUGGUUGUAUCGCCGACUCUCCUGCUGUUUAACCUUCAAUAGUUUUUCAUGUAUCUAAACACAAUUUCCUGUACAGAAGUCACUUGUUUUUUCUCCAGCGCUCUGUAAUAAAAAAAAUAAACCACCUGUCCCGUCAGUGAGAUCUUCAGACAUGAAGACAGUGAAGCUGUAUCACAGGGACUCUAGUCCAAGCCCACCCACAAAGCCAGGCUGCAGCAGAAGAGGGCAGGGAUGGAGGCUGCAGGUGCUCCGUGCUUGCACAUCUUCCAAAGAGUGGCUUCCUCUCAACACUUGUGGGCCCAUUUUCCACCUUUUGGUUGAGGCAUGGUUGAACAAAAAGUAUAUGUCAGUGGGAUGAAGGGCUCCCGGGUGAUGCUGGCUAUGCCUGAACUCUGAUCACCUCUGAAAUAUUGACAGACUUUGGCCUUAGUGCCUCUGUCCAGCUGGCAUUUUUAAAAAAAACCUAUUCAAAUGCCCAACAGGCCGAUCUUUGCCUUCUGAGGAACCUGAGUCUUUUGGACACAGGCCAUGAAUAGCUUUUCAUUUUAUCAUUUAUAUCAGAAGAAAAAACCUGUGCUCCAUCUUACAAAUUGUUUUGGUUUAUUUUAAACAGGAAAAUUAUCAACAAAAGGUGCAGAUAUGUUUAAAAUGUGGCACUUAGACUAUGGAACAGCAUUAGCUUGCUCAGCAGGGUGUCAGAUUAUGUCUUUUGUGGAUAUCUUCAAAUGACAAAGUAUUGUAAUCACAACUAGAGAUAAGCAGAAACUACCCGUAAGGACCAGUGAUAACUAGCAACUACUGCUAGUUAUAACCACAAACUACUAGUGAUAACCAAUGACAUGUAGCAACUACCAGUUGUAACUGAAGUAAGCGAGUUAACCAGAAACCCCCUCAAUAGCCUGUGCCUGAACUUUAUCCUUCCUCCCAAGACUGCUUGUUCAAAGUGAUAUUAACCAGCACAUAGCUUACCUUGUGGUUAAGAACAAAGGACAGGUCAUGUUUUACUUCAGCCUUAACCAUAAUGAUAGGAAUUUCCUGCUGGAUCCCCAAAAUUGUAUUUUAAUCUAACUUGCAAUCUGCUUCUGUGCCCCAUGCUUGCUCAAAGAUGAGAUCAUGACAUUCUAUUGUGUGAUUUUUCCCUUUAAAAACUAGGCUUCACUGCUUGAUGGGUACCAAGGAAGAUGGGAGCACGAGCUUGUCCUUGGUUGCCAGCUAUUAAAAAGACUUCUUUAAUUUGGA
Messenger RNA from Heterocephalus glaber (naked mole-rat), 2411 nucleotides. It is a transcript of the gene Rbfa, whose product is annotated as ribosome binding factor A. Lineage: Eukaryota; Metazoa; Chordata; Mammalia; Rodentia; Bathyergidae. The record is from RefSeq and is a predicted model, not a curated record. Gene Ontology annotation, biological process: rRNA processing.